Messenger RNA from Paramecium tetraurelia, 2196 nucleotides. RefSeq lists its product as uncharacterized. NCBI's taxonomy places the organism in Eukaryota, Ciliophora, Oligohymenophorea, Peniculida, Parameciidae. Gene Ontology annotation, molecular function: mannose-ethanolamine phosphotransferase activity. The record is from RefSeq and is a predicted model, not a curated record. Gene Ontology annotation, biological process: GPI anchor biosynthetic process. The transcript has a single exon. Gene Ontology annotation, cellular component: endoplasmic reticulum membrane.
AUGUAUUCGUAAUUUAUUUUAAGUGUGAUAGGAUGCUUCUUAAUUCUCUUCUCUACAUUUUGGUUCAGAACUCCAAUAAGAGACAUUAAUGACAUUGUUGCAUUCAGAAAACCAAUGUACGAUUAAAUUGUUCUAUUCUUUUUGGAUGCAACAGGAUAUCGAUACAUAAUCAAUGAGAGUAGUGAACAUGAAAUAUUCCAAACCAUUACUAUAUUGAAGGAUUUGAGUCAAAACUACCCACUCCAUUCAUUCCUUAAGAAAACCAAGGCUGUUCCACCUUCGACAGACUUUACUAUUUUGAGUAUAAUCAAUGGAAUCAAAUAAAUGCAAAAUAAUCUAGAUGUGACUUUCAAGUCUAAUCCAGCACCUUACGAAGAUUCAAUCCUGAGAAAACAAUUCAAAUCAGCACUCUAUUCAAGUAAGAAGCACGAUUGGUUAAGAAUGACCUCAGGAGAGUUUACAUUCGUUGAAAAUCCUUAAUUUUUUAAUUUAGACAACAUUUAAAUAGCGGAUCUUUCAUCUUACUAAUUCUUUAAAUAGUCUUUCUUAUAAGAUCAACCAGAUUACUAAUUUUAUGUAGUUCAUAUGAUGGGAUUCGAUGCACUAGGACAUGCCUUAUAACAUCAAGAUUAUGAUCAAGGAAUACAAUUGUUUAGGAUGUUUAAUGCUAUCUUAGAAGGAGUGGUUAAUAGUCUCAAAGAAAACUAACUAUUGAUAGUGAUUGGUGAUCAUGAUCAAAGUAAAAGAGGAAAACAUUAUCAAUGUUCUGAAGAAUCAACAGAAUGUUAAGGCUUUAUUUUUGCAUUUUCUAUCGAUGGACUCUUACAAGAAAAUCAAACCUAUGACUUUUAUGAACCCUCAGACAUAUCAGCCACUAUAACUUCCCUCUUAGGCUAUUCAUCAACCAGUUAAAAUCUUGGGAAAAUUAUCCCCUAAUUUUAUCCUAGACAAACAGAUAAAUCAGAAAUCUAAAAUGAUUAAGAAAGAGUUAAAAAUCAAGUGCUUAAAUAUCUCUAGACCUAAGGAUUCAAAAUAUCACCCACUUUCAUUGAAGAAUUAAAAUAGUUAGCUGCUGAUCAAGUUGUUGUUGAAGUUCAGAGAAAUAUAUAAAUAGGAUUACCAAGAAAAGACACCUUUUUUUUUGGAAUACUAUUAAUGUUGUUUAGCAUUUACUUAAUGAGAAAUCUUUUGGGAUUACAGGAGAGUGUAAUUAUUGUUUUAACCGGAUUCUUUAAUGCCUAAAUUAUGACCAUAGGAUUAUUAGUGUUAGUAGUUUUGAGGAGAGAAUCUAAUCUAAAAUUAAUCCUGAAGAUAUUAGCUUUGCUUAUGUUUAUUUAGCUUAACUAUAUGGGAUAUAUUCCAGAUAUACUCUUAUCUAUUGAGAUUCAAUUUUUGCUCCUAUUAGCGAUCAAAUAUUAGAAUUAUAUAAACUCAGGAUAGAAUUUUGCUAAAUGGAAGAUAUCAUUUUUGUUUACGUUGGUGAUGAUUUCAUAGUUUGUUGCAUCUGUAUUUUUCUUAUUAGACUAAAAUAAUUUUGAAUUAAGGAAAUCUCUCUUGUAAAGUUUGAUAAUUGUUAUCAUCCUAUUUUUUGUUAUUGAUCCAAGAUAUUUUAAUAAGGGAAGAGUGAAGGCAUUGUAUCUAUCAAUACUGUUUAUAUUGUCAGAUGUUGCUGUGAUAUUCUAACUCAAUUACUCCAAGAAUUUCAUAUAAUUCAUCUUAUAAUUUAUGUUAAUGCAAUAUAUAGAUGUUGGAUAGAACGUACUUAUUUCUAAGAUCCUAUAUAAUGCAAUCAACCCUAUUAAAAUAGACCAUCAAGUGUUCAAAGGGUAUAAAUAACUGAAUAUGAACUCAAUGAUCUUACUCACUAAAGAGUUCGACAUUGGACCUUCCUUAUUUUCAGUAUUCAUUGGUAGUUUUGGAUGUCAAAUAAUAGGAAUUGCUUCUUUAUUUUUUAAUUAACUUAAAUUAGAUAGACAUAAAAUUGUCGGAGCCAUGAUAAUAUCAUCAAUCUUUAAUUUGAUCUUAGAUUCUUGGUAGAUUCUUAACUAUAAUUAAUCUAUUCUUAACACAAAUCAAAUGAUCGAAGAAUAGAUAGUAUUGUUAAACAGUCUGCCAAUGAAAUUAUUGGAAUUGAUCCUUUAUAGUUUUGCCUUUAGUAUUUUUGCAAGAUAGACAAAGAAGUAGAGGGAGAUGUGA